This is a messenger RNA of Pichia kudriavzevii, 669 nucleotides long. RefSeq lists its product as uncharacterized. The record is from RefSeq and is a predicted model, not a curated record. Gene Ontology annotation, molecular function: GTP binding; GTPase activity. Bases 1 to 669 code for a protein of 222 amino acids. NCBI's taxonomy places the organism in Eukaryota, Fungi, Ascomycota, Pichiomycetes, Pichiales, Pichiaceae. The transcript has a single exon.
AUGCUCACCAAACAUAAGAUUGUCUUUCUUGGCGACCAGAGUGUCGGUAAGACGUCCCUUAUAACGAGGUUCAUGUACAAUACGUUUGACACGCACUAUUCUGCCACUGUGGGUAUUGACUUCCUCUCCAAGACCAUGUACCUCGACGGUGGCAACUCUGGAGAGGACGGCCCUCGGACAGUACGGCUCCAGCUGUGGGACACUGCUGGACAGGAACGGUUCCGGGCACUGAUUCCCUCGUACAUUAGGGAUUCUCAUGUGGCCAUUAUAGUAUAUGACGUCUCCAAUAGGGGUUCCUUUGAGAGUGUUCGGCGGUGGUGUCAGUAUGUCCAUGAGGAGAGGGGCGAUGAUGCCGUGCUGGUGGUUGUUGGCAACAAGAGGGAUCUCCCCUCUACACAACGUUGUGUCACGAGUGAUGAAGGUGCAGCUCUCUGUGAGGAGCUUGGAUGUGCCCUCUUCUUUGAAACGAGUUCAAGGUCCGGGCAGGGCGUUGUGCCUCUGUUCAAGAAGCUUUCCCUGCUUCUAACGGAGCGGGACGACAGCGAUGGUCAUGGUAACGGUAAUGGUAGCGGUAACGGAGGGGCGUGUGCUGGGGGAGGCCAAGCGGCCACCACCAUCGAUGUUGGUGUCAACGAAGGUUCUGCAGCUGGGGAACAAUGUUCCUGUUGA